Molecule: messenger RNA, 2967 nt
Organism: Lates calcarifer (barramundi perch)
Lineage: Eukaryota; Metazoa; Chordata; Actinopteri; Centropomidae
Product: SEC14-like protein 1
Exons: 16
Coding region: 224-2353 (709 amino acids)
Biological process (GO): negative regulation of RIG-I signaling pathway
Cellular component (GO): cytosol; cytoplasm
Molecular function (GO): RIG-I binding
Source: RefSeq, a predicted model, not a curated record
CGGAGUUUACGCACCGAGCCACAGUGAGACUGACGGGCGGAUACGGGCAGUGUUUUACUUUUCAUUUUGCAGUUUACAAUGCGGGAAUCUAUACAAUGCCCACUCAGCUGACAGCAUGAAGGACACACAGAGACGUAGGCAGCUACAGUGACGUUUAAUUCACCGGCCGAGAUUGAAAUCUGCUUUAAUCUGACUCAAGGUUGCCUGUGAGUGAACUUCCACCAUGGUGCAGGAAUACCAGUCCCCUGUUCGGGUCUACAAACAUCCAUUUGAGUUAAUAAUGGCGGCCUAUGUAAGGAGAUUCCCAAAGUGCCCUUUAAUCCCAGUGUUUGUGGACAGUGAGAUCAUCAGUGAAAACCAAAGUGAGGAUGGAUCUACGCUGGUGUCCGAGAGGCGCUGCACGAUCGACAUUGAUGCUCCUCGACUUCUCAAAAGGAUUGCUGGUGUAGACUACCUGUACUUUAUCCAAAAGAACAAACUGAACCGCAGAGACAGGACGCUCCACAUCGAGGUCCACAACGAGACCUUUUCCAGCAGAGUCAUCGUCCGUGAGUGCUGCAAAUACACAGUUCAUCCAGAGAAUGAGGAGUGGACAUGCUUUGAACAGACAGCUAGUCUGGAUAUCAAGUCCUUUUUUGGCUUUGAGAGCACGGCAGAGAAGAUAGCUAUGAAACAGUAUGCUAGUAGCAUUAAAAAGGGGAAAGAAAUCAUUGAGUACUACCUCAAAGAGCUGGAGGAAGAAGGAGUGACUUAUAUACCUCGCUGGAGACCGGUUGCCGUCUCUGGCAGUGCUGGCGCCAGGCUCCAGCUGCCGCCCUCCUCUGCUGCCAGAGCCAUCCCGGUGAACACUGCCAAGGAUGGGCAGCCCAGCAAAGACCCAGCCUGUCCCACAGAGCCGGGGGCUGGCUCUCCUGAUGACAAAUUGGAUGCUGACUACAUCAGACGUUACCUAGGUGAUUUAACGCCUCUGCAGGAGAGCUGUCUCAUUCGACUGCGCCAGUGGCUCCAGGAAACCCACAAGGGCAAGAUUCCAAAGGAUCAGCAUGUGUUGCGCUUCCUGCGGGCCAGGGAUUUCAACCUCGACAAGUCCAGGGAGUUUCUGUGCCAGUCUCUUACCUGGAGGAAACAACAUCAGGUGGAUUUCCUGCUGGACACAUGGGAGCGCCCACAACUGCUCCAGGAAUAUUACACUGGAGGCUGGCACCACCACGACAGAGAUGGCCGUCCUCUGUAUAUCCUGCGUCUGGGUCAAAUGGACACUAAGGGUUUAGUUCGAGCCUUGGGAGAGGAAGUACUUCUAAGACAGGUCCUGUCCAUCAAUGAGGAGGGACUGAGGCGUUGUGAGGAAAACACCAGAGUCUUUGGACGACCUAUCAGCUGUUGGACUUGCCUGGUAGAUCUGGAGGGUCUGAACAUGCGUCACCUGUGGAGACCAGGCGUUAAGGCUCUGCUGAGAAUCAUCGAGGUGGUGGAGGCCAACUACCCCGAGACUCUGGGCCGUGUCCUCAUACUGAGGGCGCCUAGAGUUUUUCCAGUGCUCUGGACCCUGAUCAGUCCUUUGAUCGAUGAGAACACCCGAAAGAAGUUUCUUGUUUAUGCUGGAAAUGACUACCAGGGUCCAGGAGGCUUGGUGGACUACAUUGACAGAGAGAUCAUCCCUGAUUUCCUGGGAGGGGACUGCAUGUGUGACAUCCCUGAGGGAGGCAUGGUCCCCAAAUCUCUGUACAGGACAGCAGAGGAGCUGGAGAGUGAGGAGAAUCGCCUGUUGACCGACUCCAUCUAUAAGAGCGCCAGCAUCUUCAAGGGAGCCCCUUAUGAGAUGCUGAUCGAGAUCACAGAGGCCUCCUCUGUCAUCACCUGGGACUUUGACGUGUCUAAAGGAGAUGUGGUCUUCAAUAUCUACCAUUCCAAGAGGGCCCCUCAGCCUCCAAAGAAAGACACACUAGGAGCCCACGGCAUCACAUCCUUAGGGGCCGUCAAUGCCCAGCUGAUAGACAGGAACUGGGUGCUGGGCCAGGACUACAGCAUGGUGGAGAAAGCCCUCACCUGUAGGGAGGGAGAGAGUGUACAGGGCUCCCACAUAACACGCUGGCCUGGCUUCUACAUCCUCCAGUGGCGUUUCCACAGCUCUCCGGCCUGCACCGCCUCUAGCCUGCCCCGCGUGGAUGAUGUACUGGCCUCUCUCCAGGUCUCCUCCCACAAGUGUAAGAUCAUGUACUACACCGAGGUGCUGGCCUCCCAUGACUUCAGGGGAUCCAUGACCAGCCUGGAGUCUUGCCAUAGUGGUUUCUCACAGCUCAGUGCUGCCACUACUUCCUCUAGCCAAUCACAUGCCAGUUCCAUCUCAAGGUAGCAUCUGCACAGCAUGUGUCUCAAGGCAACAAUGACCAAAAACUUACUGAUAUCUGACUAUGUCUUAUAGUUUUUUUUUAACUCAUAAACUUAAAUUAGAAUUUAAUCAGACAAUAGAAAUGUUUAUUUUUUGUCAUUUUAGUGGGUCAGUAAUGUUUCAGUGAUCUUCUUUGUUUCUAGCGAAUGAUGUAUCAGUUUUUCCUGUGCCUGUGAUGACUGACUUGUUAGUUUUUGAUUGUAUUAUAUUCAUGUACAGUAUAACAAACACAAAUGUGCAGUGCAAAUGUGAAGUAUCUGAUUUGUAGUUAGAUACAUGUCCAUAAAGAUGACUUUACAGAGGAGUAUCUCCUGUGCAUCUAUUUGCUAAAUAAAUUCAAAAGCCUCAUAAACAGCACUUUUUAGAUAAGAAUCAAUGAGAGAAUGUGAAAUGCUCAGUGUGUCUGUCCCUGAAGUUGCUUUCUUUGUCCACAAGAUGUCAGUGCACUCUGUGCCUGGGACUGCUCUCAGAUCUGCAGUGAACUUAACACAUACGGUUUUUACUCACACACUUUGUUUGGUCUUCUAAGGAACUGAAAGGAGUGUUGUUUUAAAUAAAACAUUUAUCACACAAAUUAA